GACUCGGGAGGGGAGGGGAGGGGGGAAGAGAGAGAUUCAAGGAAGCGGCACUUCCGGCCCGGCUGGUGUGAGGGAAAGAGGACGAGACGGGCGGCUGUGCGCUUUGCGGCAGCGGCGGGGAAACCGGCGGAGAGGCGCCAUGCGGUGGGCGGCCGCGCGCAGGCUGGCCCCGCCGCCCCGGCUGCCCACAGAAGCAGCUUUUAUGAUGUUCCAUUGUGGGACUAGAUUAUGAGUGCCAACAAGAAUACCCGCUACAAUCGUUUCUCCAGCAGUAACACUCCAACAGUAACACUCCCAGAAAACACAAACGGGACAAGAAUGGAAACUACUUUUGGACCUACGUAUUCUGCUGUGACUACCAUCACCAAAGAUGGAAGUAGUUCAUACAAACAACAUCGCCCGACACCCUCCUCCUCAAGUACACUCCCCUUUGCCUCCCGAGAUGAGGAUGACAGCAUGCCGCCAAUCACCCGUCGGUCUGACUCUGCCAUCUCCGUUCGUUCAUUGCAUUCAGAGUCCAACAUGUCCCUCCGCUCAACGUUCUCUCUCCAUGAGGAAGAGGAGGAGCCAGAGCCUCUGGUGUUUGCUGAGCAGCCUUCUGUGAAACUCUGUUGCCAGUUGUGUUGCAGUGUGUUUAAAGAUCCCGUGAUCACGACCUGUGGGCACACGUUUUGCAGGAGAUGUGCCUUAACCUCUGACAAGUGCCCAGUGGACAAUGCCAAACUGACAGUGGUGGUGAACAACAUUGCAGUGGCCGAACAAAUCGGGGAGCUCUUCAUUCACUGCAAGUACGGCUGCCGGUCCAGCGUGAGUGGCAAGCCUUCAGCCUUCGAGGUGGACCCCCACGGGUGCCCCUUCACCAUUAAACUGAGUGCCAGGAAGGACCAUGAAGGCAGCUGUGACUACCGGCCAGUGCGCUGCCCCAACAAUCCCAGUUGCCCUCCGUUGCUCAAGAUGAACCUGGAGGCACAUCUGAAGGAGUGUGAGCACAUCAAGUGCCCUCACUCCAAAUAUGGGUGUACAUUCAUAGGAAACCAGGAUACAUACGAGACUCACCUGGAAAUGUGCAAAUUUGAGGGUCUGAAGGAGUUCCUGCAGCAAACGGAUGACCGCUUCCAUGAGAUGCAAGUGGCAAUGGCUCAGAAGGACCAGGAGAUCGCCUUCCUGCGCUCCAUGCUGGGCAAGCUUUCCGAGAAGAUAGACCAGUUGGAGAAGAAUUUGGAACUGAAGUUUGAUGUGCUGGAUGAGAACCAGAGCAAGCUGAGCGAAGAUCUGAUGGAGUUCCGGCGAGAUGCCUCCAUGCUCAACGAUGAACUGUCUCAUAUCAAUGCCCGGCUGAACAUGGGGAUUCUGGGCUCCUAUGAUCCACAGCAGAUUUUCAAGUGCAAAGGGACCUUCGUUGGCCACCAGGGCCCCGUCUGGUGCCUCUGUGUCUAUUCCAUUGGUGACUUGCUUUUCAGUGGCUCUUCUGACAAAACCAUCAAGGUGUGGGAUACGUGUACCACUUACAAGUGCCAAAAGACCCUGGAAGGUCACGAUGGGAUUGUCCUGGCACUCUGCAUCCAGGGGAACAAACUGUAUAGCGGCUCAGCUGAUUGCACCAUUAUUGUUUGGGAUAUUCAGACCUUGCAGAAGGUCAACACCAUCCGUGCACACGACAAUCCUGUGUGCACUCUUGUCUCCUCGCACAACAUGCUUUUCAGCGGCUCCCUGAAAGCUAUUAAGGUCUGGGACAUUGUUGGCACUGAGCUGAAACUGAAGAAGGAGCUGACAGGCCUUAACCACUGGGUCCGGGCGCUUGUGGCAUCCCAGAAUCACCUGUAUAGCGGCUCCUACCAAACCAUUAAGAUCUGGGACAUCCGGAACCUGGAAUGUGUACAUGUCCUGCAGACAUCUGGGGGUAGCGUCUACUCCAUUGCGGUCACCAACCAUCACAUUGUCUGUGGCACUUACGAAAAUCUCAUUCACGUGUGGGAUAUUGAGUCGAAAGAGCAGGUUCGCACCCUCACAGGACACGUGGGCACUGUGUACGCUCUGGCAGUCAUCUCUACGCCGGACCAAACCAAAGUCUUCAGCGCCUCGUAUGAUCGGUCAUUGCGGGUAUGGAGUAUGGACAACAUGAUCUGUACCCAGACACUCCUGCGCCACCAGGGCAGCGUCACAGCACUGGCUGUCUCGAGAGGCCGCUUGUUCUCCGGGGCUGUCGACAGCACUGUCAAGGUUUGGACCUGCUAGAACCCGCUUUGGACGCCCCGCUGCCAAAUACACUCCGGCUGACUCCCUACACUCCAAAACGCCCUCCCGAUGUGCUGUGUUCCUUCUCGGCGGGCCUUCAACUCCCCAGCCAGCUGUGCAAGAGCUUUGGGCCACAUACCUCAGCACCCUCUCCCUUCCGCAGCAGCAGAACUCACUGCUGCGCCAUUCCAGCUGCGGUUCCUUGGUCUGGCUCUUCCUGGGAAAGAGAGAGGAGGUCGGUGGACGCCGGCCCAGCUGCAAGCGGUGGCCACAAAGGCUUUACUCCUCAUCAGUAGAUCGUCUUCAAGAGCAGAUUUUCUACGAAGCUGGUUUGGAUCGGUCUGCAUGAGCAGCCAGAGCCGCCUCUCUCUCUCUCUCUCUCUCUCUCUCUCUCUGUCCUGGUAUUUAAAUUAUUUGCUAUGCUCCUUCAUUCGUGGCCACAGCCGGGGAUCAAACCCAUUGUCCUGUCAUGUAAACCCGGUACGAUUUCUAUGUCCCCAGUCCAGCCUUCUUAUCAGGUAUCCUAAACCUGCCCUCCCCUCCCCCGUCCCCUGCCGCCCCCCGCCCUCCCCUUCUUCAGAGCAUCCCAUCAUCACGGCCUCCCUGGGAAAAGCAGGAGAGCCGACAGUUGUGUUUUUACGGACAUUUUCUACUGUUUUUAAAAUUGUGAUAUAGAUUUGGAUUAUUUCUUCCUUACCAAUAAAAUUGGACCAUUGUUUUA
This is a messenger RNA of Pantherophis guttatus, 2956 nucleotides long. It is a transcript of the gene TRAF7, whose product is annotated as TNF receptor associated factor 7. The record is from RefSeq and is a predicted model, not a curated record. Gene Ontology annotation, biological process: Notch signaling pathway; ribosomal large subunit assembly. Gene Ontology annotation, molecular function: zinc ion binding; protein binding. Lineage: Eukaryota; Metazoa; Chordata; Lepidosauria; Squamata; Colubridae. Gene Ontology annotation, cellular component: nucleolus.